Molecule: messenger RNA, 1252 nt
Organism: Pogona vitticeps (central bearded dragon)
Lineage: Eukaryota; Metazoa; Chordata; Lepidosauria; Squamata; Agamidae
Product: prostatic acid phosphatase
Biological process (GO): dephosphorylation
Cellular component (GO): plasma membrane
Molecular function (GO): phosphatase activity
Source: RefSeq, a predicted model, not a curated record
CAUUGGGCUAUUUUCACCAAAAAGCUUUUUCCAUCCUGCUUUCAGGAUGGGCCUGUCGAGGGUGUGCCCGGUGUGCAGUUUCCGUCUUUUUGGCUUUUCUUUCUUUAGCUUCUUCUUUGCCCUUCUUCUCCAAAGCACCACAGAAAGGGAGCUAAAGUCCGUGGUUGCAGUUUUCCGACAUGGUGACAGAAGCCCUAUUUCUACUUUUCCUAAUAAUACAGUCAAAGAAGAUGUUUGGCCACAAGGAUAUGGACAACUCACUGAGAUCGGAAUGCAGCAGCACUAUGAGCUUGGACAAUUCAUAAGGAAGCGAUAUGGAAGCUUAUUGAGUAAGGAGUACAAGAGAAAGGAGCUGUAUGUCCGAAGUACAGAUUAUGAUCGAACUAUUAUGAGCGCUCUGGCUAAUCUGGCAGGACUUUAUCCUCCUACUGGCAGCCAAAUCUGGAACCCUGACCUCCUUUGGCAACCCAUACCAGUUCAUACUGUGCCUAAUUACAAGGAUAAGUUGCUUAUAUUUCCAUGGCCUUACUGCAAGCGGUUUUAUUUACUUCUAAAAGAAACGAUGAAAUCAAACGAUGCCCGUGGUAUGAUCCAGUCACAAAUGCCAUUUCUAGCUCAAAUGGCAAGCAAUAUGGGAUAUGACAUAAAGACUCUUCUGGACUUUACAAAUCAAAAACUCUGGAAAGCAUAUGACGCUUUAUUAGUUCAGAAAAUCCAUGGAAAACCUCUGCCGGCCUGGGCCACAGCACAAAACAUGUAUAAGCUGAGAAGGAUUUUGGAGUAUGCUUUAAAUGCCUUGUUUGGGGUACACAAAAGAGAAGAAAAGUCACGACUGGAAGGAGGUGUUCUAGUGAAAGAAAUUCUGGAAAAGUUGACACAAGUUGCAGAGUCUGCUAUGCAAACCAAACUGAUCAUGUAUUCAGCACAUGAUAUGACAUUAGUUGCUCUCCAUGUAGCGCUGGAUAUUUUCAAUCAACGACUGCCUCCCUAUGCGGCUUGCCAUUUUUUUGAACUAUAUAAAGAAGAUAAUGGAGAACACACCAUUGAGAUGCACUUUCGGAAUGGUACAAAUGAACCUUUUCAGUUCACUUUGCCAGGAUGUUCUGCAGCUUGUCCACUAGCAAAGUUUAAACAACUGGUUUCUCCUAUCAUGGCUGAUAAUGUGGAAAAAGAAUGCAAGAAGAUAUAAGAUAUUUACAUUCACCAUGUAAAUGACAGUCAAGAUCAAAGUGAAAAGAAGUGCAAAGUGGAG